This is a messenger RNA of Andrographis paniculata, 1446 nucleotides long. Its product is annotated as E3 ubiquitin-protein ligase RSL1-like. The coding region runs from base 71 to 1183 and encodes 370 amino acids. Gene Ontology annotation, biological process: positive regulation of proteasomal ubiquitin-dependent protein catabolic process; ubiquitin-dependent protein catabolic process; protein polyubiquitination. Gene Ontology annotation, cellular component: ubiquitin ligase complex; cytoplasm. NCBI's taxonomy places the organism in Eukaryota, Viridiplantae, Streptophyta, Magnoliopsida, Lamiales, Acanthaceae. Gene Ontology annotation, molecular function: ubiquitin protein ligase activity; zinc ion binding; ubiquitin conjugating enzyme binding. The transcript is spliced from 3 exons. The record is from RefSeq and is a predicted model, not a curated record.
AUAUGUUUAUAAAGAUACAGAAGCAGAACAACACUGAGUGGAAGUUCCUUUCCACAGAAGACGGCUCCACAUGUUUCCGGCGGCGACACGGCCAUUAGCCUCCGUCAACUGCAAAUUUCCCGAUGAAGCACCGGAGUAUUUCCCGAUCAAAUUAACCGAUGUUUUCAAUUGGCUUGUUGCUCGCCUCUGCUCCGACUUCGGAUCGUCUGUAAUUUUAAUCCUACUGUACUCCGCUGGUACUUUCUUCGCCAUCACUGCGCCUGCAUGGAUGCUGCUGCGGAACUCGAAAAGGAGGAGGAAAGUCGACGAAUCAUUUUCUCCUACAGAAGUUUUCGAGGCGGAGGUCAACGGAGAGUCGCCGGAGGAGCGGAUUGGUGCUCCUAUCGCCGAUGACGGAACCAUGGAUAAAGCUUUCCAAGAAUACGAAAUCGCAGUCGAUAACGAUGCUAGUUACGCAGAGGAAAUUCAGAUUCAUGAAGCAUUGUUGGCUUCUUCAUCUCACAACAAGGAGCAAAAAACAUUCGGAAAAGGACUCGAAGACUCGUCACAGCAAAGCUUCUGCGAAAUCUGUUUGGACAACAAAGAAAACUGGCAAAUGUACGCUAGCGACGAAUGCUCCCACUCCUUCUGCUACGGCUGCACGAGCCGCCACAUCGCGGCGAAGAUCGAAGAAAAUUCGAAAACAAUACCUUGCCCCGCAUUUCACUGCAAGGCGUCGUUAAACUCCGCCGAUUGCCGGCUAAUGAUUCCCGACGACAUCCUCGUCCAAUGGGACGAGCAUCUAUGCAUGUCCCUGAUCCCGGAAUCUCAGAAACUAUACUGCCCCUUCAUCGACUGCUCGACCAUGCUGGUAAACGACGGCGGCGGAGAAAUCGUGAGGGAGAUCAAAUGUCCCGUCUGCAAGAGACGAUUCUGCGGAGAAUGCUGCGUCCCGUGGCAUCCCGAGUUCACGUGCAAGGAGGUGCGGAAAGCGCAGUCGAAAAGGGGCGGCGGACGGGACGGGGAGAGGAUAGUGAGAAAGCUGGCGAGGAAGAAGAAGUGGCAGAGAUGUCCUAAGUGUAAGAUGUAUGUGGAGAAGGGCGAGGGGUGUGUUCAUAUAACUUGCAGGUGCAGAUAUGAGUUUUGUUACAGGUGUGGAUCCAAAUGGAAUGAUUCUCAUGGCAAUUGCAGACCUAAGGUAUGAGGAGGUAAGGAUUUGCAUAACCUUAAUUCUUGGAUUGUUCAAUAUUGUGUGUGUUUGUUUAUUAUAUAAUUCAAGAAUUGUUGUCCAAACAUGCCCUUAGUUAGCGUUAGCGUCAGGGCAUGUCAUUGGUUAAGUUCUAAUUUGACUAAAUCAAUAUACAGCACUAACAUAUAUUUACAGAUAUUUCAGCAUAUUUAUAUAUAAAUAUAUUAGUCACUUAUAUAACACAUGUUGAUCCGGUCAAAUCAGCACAAAAUUUAACA